Clupea harengus (Atlantic herring) is the source of this 2564-nucleotide messenger RNA. It is a transcript of the gene cdc40, whose product is annotated as cell division cycle 40 homolog (S. cerevisiae). Gene Ontology annotation, cellular component: catalytic step 2 spliceosome. Lineage: Eukaryota; Metazoa; Chordata; Actinopteri; Clupeiformes; Clupeidae. Gene Ontology annotation, molecular function: mRNA binding; protein binding. The record is from RefSeq and is a predicted model, not a curated record. Gene Ontology annotation, biological process: mRNA splicing, via spliceosome.
UAGGACCUCUACGGGGAGACGUUCACAACAUUCAAGAUGGCGGCCGCGGUGGGUUCCCUCGUUUCGUAUGAUUCCAAUUCAGACUCUGAUAAUGAGACAGAAUCUACACCAGCGCCACAAAAAAUAGAUCCAGAUGCGUUUGCACACAUGCAGCCUCUGAAAUCUAGGAAAACGACGUCUUUGGUUGUUCUUAACUCUGCUCCUGAAGUCGCCGUGAAGGAGGAUGUCGAGACUGGCAUUCAUCUGGACCCCUCUCUCAAAGAAGUCAACUACAACCCCUCAUUUGAAACUAUGUUCGCGCCAGAGUUUGGUCCGGUUAACCCAUUCAAGACGCAACAAAUGGCGGCUCCCAGGAACAUGCUGUCGGGAUACGCAGAGCCAGCGCAUGUCAACGACUUCAUGUUCGAGCAACAGAGGAGGACGUUUUCCACCUUUGGUUAUGCCUUAGACCCUUCAGUGGACACUACUGAGGUGUCCAUCAGCAAUUACAUCGGUGCUGUGGACGAGGCUGAGAAAAACAAAGGACAGACCGUGUUUGAGACGGGGCCGAAGAAGUCGGUGAAGAGGACGAAGGUGAAGGGAGGAGACGCGUCAGACCUGGACGGGUUUCUGGGGCCGUGGGCCAAGUACCAGGAUGAGAAAGAUGGGGCCAAACCCUCAGAGGAGGAACAGAAAGAGCUGGAUGAGAUCCUCGCAAAACGACAGAAGAAGGGAAGAAAUGAGGAAGAGGCUCCAGGGGAGGAGAAGACUAUUCUUCAUGUUAAGGAGAUGUUCGACUACCAGGGCCGCUCCUACCUGCACGCGCCUCAGGAUGUGGGCAUUAACCUGCGCUCGCCGGAGGCACCUGAGAAGUGCUACCUGCCCAAGAAACAGCUGCAUGUAUGGACUGGACACACAAAGGGGGUCAGUGCGAUCCGUUUGUUUCCUGCCUCUGCUCAUCUGCUGCUCUCCGCUUCCAUGGACUGUAAGAUCAAGUUAUGGGAGGUCUACGGCGAUCGCAAAUGCUUACGAACAUUUAUUGGUCACAGUAAGGCGGUGCGUGAUGUCUGCUUUAAUAACACCGGCUCCCAGUUCCUCAGUGCAGCCUAUGACCGCUACCUGAAACUGUGGGACACAGAGACCGGUCAGUGUAUAUCACGCUUCACCAACAGAAAGGUUCCCUACUGUGUGAAGUUCAACCCAGACGAGGACAAACAGACCCUGUUUGUGGCUGGCAUGUCUGACAAGAAGAUUGUGCAGUGGGAUAUCCGCAGUGGUGAGGUGGUGCAGGAGUACGACAGACACCUGGGUGCGGUCAACACCAUCACGUUUGUGGACGAAAACCGGCGCUUCGUCAGUACCUCAGACGACAAGAGUCUCCGCGUGUGGGAGUGGGAUAUUCCUGUGGACUUCAAGUACAUCGCUGAGCCCAGCAUGCACUCUAUGCCAGCUGUCACACUCUCACCCAAUGGGAAGUGGCUAGCUUGCCAGUCCAUGGAUAACCAGAUCCUGAUUUUCGGGGCUCAAAACCGCUUCAGGCUCAACAAGAAGAAGAUCUUCAAGGGCCACAUGGUAGCGGGGUACGCCUGUCAGGUCGACUUCUCCCCUGAUAUGAGUUAUGUGGUGUCGGGUGACGCGGAUGGGAAGUUGAACAUCUGGGACUGGAAGACGACUAAGCUGUACCACCGCAUCAAGGCCCACGAUAAGGUGUGCAUCAGCGCCCUCUGGCACCCCCACGAGACCUCCAAAGUCAUCACCUGCGGCUGGGACGGACUGAUCAAACUCUGGGACUAGACGUGGACGGAGGGGAGGAAUGGACAGAGGAGGAGGCCAUGGAAGAGGGGAGGACAUGGAAGGAGCCGGAGAAAGAUGGGGAGGACAUUGAGGUUGAUGUUUUAAGAGAUAAAGGGAGAAGGAGCAAGAGAAGAGAAAGUAAAAAAAAAAAAGGAGCAGUGGAGGAGGAAAAAGACAGAUGGAUUUGCAAAAGGAGGCUUUUUUUCUGUCUUGUAUGUCAUGAAAUCAUCCAGCAGGUUUCCCCUCGUCAGCAGCCUGUUUUUCUUCAGUUUUCUUCAUCACCUCCAGCUCUUUUUCACCCCAUCUCACUGUCUUUUACUCAAUGUUUUAACCUCCCCCAUUCUUUCUUUUCUGUUUCUCAUUCCUGUAUUUCUCUCUGUUUCAUUCUGUCUUCAUCUUCGUCCCGUUGUUCCGUCUCUGAAGUCGGGGGUGUUUUCAGGGCUGGCAUCCAGUCCUGGUGUUUGCAGUUCAUUUUACCCCCUCCUCUCUCGCUCGCGCCCUCUCACUCACUCUCUCUCACACACACACACACACACACACACACAGACACCCGGGGGAGUAGGUGGAGGGGCAAUGGAUAUUUUUAGGGUUUUGUGUUGUUUGCCUGUUUUUGUUUUUAUUUUUUUUAAUCUGUUGUAUUUAGCCUUCAAACAGCCGCUGAUCACUGUUUAAAUUCCCACAGUCUCUGCGGUUCUCAGAUGGUAUAUACACACACACACACACACACACACACACACACCAGACUGAACUCUGCUUUUGCCAAUAAAACAUUUUGUACAUUUCCCUUUUAA